GUGGGUGAUAGAGUCACAGAGAGAGAGACUGAAUAUGCGAGCAGCGGGCUGAGUGUGAGGCACAUGGCCAGUGAAUGAGAGAUCUUUGCUUCCACUCAGUGCGAGCUCCUUCUCCCGCUGUCUCCCCUCUCUGGUUGGAUUACUGCUGAGGAAGGACCUCGUCUGGAUACUCCUCCUCUUCUCCCUCUCUCCUCUACUUCCCUCCCCUCUCUGCCUCUCUACCUCUCGCUGAGGGACUCCAGCUCUCAGUCUUCCCAGAUCUCACGUCUCCUUUCUCCUUUCACCCUUCCUCUCCCCCCUGCUUCCCCCCCUUCAGGAUGUCGUGUGAGGAGGCUCAGCUCCACAAAGAGAGGCUGCAGGCCUUGGCGGAGAAGCGAAAACGACAAACUGAGAUUGAAGACAAAAGAAGCCAGCUCGAUGACCUGGUGCUACAACUACAGCAUCUCAAGUCCAAAGCCAUGCGCGAGCGAUGGCUCCUCCAGGGAAUGGGAGUGGAGGAAGAGGAGGCACGGCGGAAACAGCUGGAACAGGAUGAAGAACAGGGCAAGAGGCUGGAAGACAUAAUACAAAGGCUGGAGUCUGAAAUCGGCACACUCGAGAGUGAAGAGUCUCAGAUAUCAGCCAAAGAGCAGGUUCUACGGGAACGUCUGAAAGAGACGGAGCGCUCCAUAGAAGACCUGCAGAAGAGCCUGAUGACCCAAGAUGGAGAUGCCACCGGCUGCAUGUCCGCCCCUCUCUCGGACUGCACGGACCCCGACGCCGACCACCUCGUCCUGGCUACGCAGCCCAGGACCGGCCCACCUGCCUCCGGAGAGCACGCCAUACCAAGACCUGGCUAUGGCACACCAUCAGAGGUUACCGUGACAACAGAAAAUGGGUAUCAAGCUCCCAUUCCGGCCAGACAACCUCACACCGCCAUGAAAUCGUGGCGGGCAGCCGAGGAUGUCAGUGACACAACGCCACGAGAGCGAGCCCUGAAGAGCGUCAGUUUCCAGGAAUCGGUCAGCGUUAUCUCUGACAGGCCUGCAACCAUGGAAGUGGAGAGCCAGCAGAUCCAACAUGGCUGCCUCAGCAGCCCCAGUAACCGAGCCCACAAUGCAGUUGGUGUGAAAGUGGAGACUCCUGACAGCGAGGUGAUGCAGGAGAUCCGCUACUUGGACCAGGUUUUAGACGCCGCCUCAGAAACCCCCACCAAUGGAAACUCUUCUCCCCCAGAACACAUCAAAUCAAUCAGCAUCGACGGAAACUCUCCUUCCGUCUGCGUGUCCGCCUCCUCUCCCAUCAGCCACCAGUCGAUCGUCGUGGAGGGUCAGAGACAGACCACAUUCCUCCAUCAGGACGACUCUGCUGUGAGGACCAACGGUCACGUGCAGGCAGAGGAGUCGGCGAGCAGCAGGGCGAGGUUUGAGCUGAGAUCGUUUCACGAGGAGAAGCGGCCGGCAAAACUCUUCACCCCUGGAGAGGAGCAGCAGGUCAGGGUGACGAGGAGGCGACCCUCGGAGGAGGUUCAGGAGCUGGAGCGUGAGCGUCAGGAGCUGAUCAAAGACCAGGCAGUGAAGAAAAACCCUGGCAUCGCCCAGCGUUGGUGGAACCCUCCCCAGGAGGUUCCUUUGGAAGAACAGCUGGAUGCAGAGCAGCUUGAGUCUCUCAAGAAAUACCAGGAGAGGAAACAGCAGAAACAGGGUCAAACUUAUACAUACACACAGCCCCAGGUGUCAGGUCCUCCCACCAUGGUGACCUUCGAUCCUGAGCUAAACAGGAAGGAUGACAUUGUGGAGGAGCAGAUCGACUUCUCUUCUGCCAGGAAGCAGUUUCUCCAAGGGGGGCAAACCAAGAGGGACGUAGCUCCUCAAAUAUACUCCGCCAAACCCUUUUCGAAAUCCAGGGGCAGCCAGGGGAGCAGUGACAUUGUCGAAGAAACCGGGGAGGGUCACGUGACCUGGUCUGAUGAAGGAAUUGCGACAGAAUUCACUUGUGCACGAGCUGUAAUGACAAUCCUGCCUGAUGAGGAGGAAGGGAAGAGCCAUUUCAAUCCAGGUUUCCACCCAGAGGAGUCUGACUCAGGGUUAGACGAGUUAUCUGUCCGUUCUCAGGACACCACUGUGUUUAGCUUGGAUAACGUUUCUGACAGCGGGGCUUCGCUACCGCCUACCCCGCUGCCGCUUACCCCGGUGUCACCGCCCACCCCCCAGCCCACCACGCCAGUCAAUGGGCAGACCAGCAGCAGUCCAACGGAAGACGACCUGGAGUACCACGCAGGGGUACUUGUCCAAAAUGCUAUCCAAAAUGCCCUGGCAGCUCGGGAUGGAGGGGAGUGGCAGGCAUCUGACUUGAAUUCCUCCCAACCUAGCGCCCCUGUGUCUCCAUCCUCAGUUUCUACGAGUAGCCCAGUGCCAGUUUCUUCCUCUCCUGUGUCUUCUGGUGGAGCUCCCAGCCUCCAGUCACCAGUGUCCUCCAGUCCUGCUCCAUCCGACGUGUCGCCUCAGCCAGACAGACGACCAGAAGUAAGAGUCAUUGCCCAAGAGAAGCCUUCAGAGUCCGAACAUGCUGUGCAGCAGCAGCAGCAGCAGCAGCAGCAGCAGCAGCCCUCCAGUCCAGCACAGCAAGCACAGCUCCAGACGCCUUCUCCACCUCCUUCUCAGCCCGUCUCUCCACCCCAGAGACCCAGAGACGGAGGCCCCAGAAUCAAAAUCCAGUCCUCUUACGCCAGAGCUCUCGCCUCCUCAGCCCCGGCUCCAGCUCCUGCACCUGCACCUGUCUCUGCAGCUCCGGUUUCCAGGCCGACCCCAGUCUACCGUCCCCCUUCUCCUCCGAGCCCAGAAAAACCAGAAUUCAGCUACUUCAGCAAAUACUCCGAAGCAGCCGAACUGCGCAGCACGGCAGCAGCAGCACGAGGCCCUGAGGCGGAGGCAGCGAGCGGCCCGUUCCGCCUGCGCUCCAAGAAGCAGCGAACUUUGUCCAUGAUUGAAGAGGAGAUCCGAGCGGCUCAGCAGAGAGAGGAGGAGCUGAAGAAACAGAGGGAGGAGCAACCUGUUGUUAUCGUCCGCCCCAGCAACCCUUCAUACAACAGUCUCGGUUCUGUGAGGUCGGGGAUGCGGCAGACUAAGAUUUCCCCAGCAGAUAAGAUGAAGAGCAACAGCCUGCCAGCAAGACUCACACUGACAGCGAAGACAGCACCAGGAAAAAUCGAGAAGGUUCGACCUGCACCGCCUGUCUCACCCUCGCCUUCAGACGGAGCCUUGUCUGACGCCGGCAGCGAGGACUCUGGAGGACGGCCCAAAAACUUCAUGCAGACGCUAAUGGAAGACUAUGAAACACACAAAGUGAAGAGGAGGGAGAAGCUAGAGGACAACAGUGUUCUGGAGGCCACUCGCGUCACCAGGAGGAAAAGCGACAUGGCGCGGAAGUGGGAAGCCGGUAUCUAUGCCAACGAGGAAGGAGAGGAAGAAGAAGAAGAGGAGGAGGAGGAGGAGGAAGAGGAGGAGGAGUAGACUGCUCCUUCCAGAGACAGUUAAGGGACCGAGAGGGAAGGAGGAGGAAGAGACUGAAGGAAAAACGCAGCGAGGAUGUGGAAAGGAAACAGUAUUUAUUUCACUCAUAGUAUUCUGAUCACAUGACCCACUGGCUCGACCAAUGGGGCUCAUCGAAGAGAUGCAUCGAGUUGUGGAUUUUAGAGGAUUGAAGGCCGACAGUAUGUGAAGAGACUGAGUAUGUGAGAGACAUUUGAAGUGUUGAGGUGAUGCAAGAGACACUUUGAAAGGGUUUGAUGGUGGUUUAAGAGCGCUGCUCAGAAGUGCAUUGGGAAUUGAAGGUUUUUAAUAGUUGGUAGACGCUGAAUGACGUAAAUAUUCAUAGGAUUUUUCAUUUACCUGUUGUUGUUUUUUUAUUGAAAUAUGGGCUGAGAUCUAAAGAUUUUAUUUUGACUGGUUGCCUGAGACUUGCUGAUGAUGGUUUUGGCAGUGGGUGCUUGAUAAUAACCCCAAUAUUCAAUUCAAAAUGUGUGGAGAGGGUUGCAAACGACAAACAGGCAUAUGCAGAGUGACUAUCAAGAAACUUCUAACUGAAAGGAGUUAAAGAGAGGAGACAAAGCGAGGCCUGAUAUCUGUCAGAUUUUGAUGAUGCUGCAAUGUUUUCCAGGCACUUAAACAAAUGGGAGCAUCACCUUCAGAGCCCGUAAAGUUUAACCUUCUGCAUCUUGUAGUGCCACAACACACCACAGAUAUAACACAUGUACGGCAUGUCGGUGGGAGCUUUUGCAAUCCUUUCAAGCAUCUGCAAUAAAUCUUAAGUGCCGACUUGAGGGUCCUUGAACUGUUGAAUGCUAGCGAGGAAAUUUGAAAAACUAGCAUCGAGGUUCAACUUUGCCUUAGAUCGUCAGUGAUUGUUGGAUGCACGAUAUGUAUGAUGUAUUUUAUCUUCUCUUAUUCUGCAGUUUCAGUAGACCUUAGAGAAAAUACCACAUUAGAUAGAAAGUCUGUCUAUAAAACACUAUUCUUCAGUGACUUCAUGUCUAUUAAGUGACAGACACAUGGGAAAGAGGGAAGCUAACUGCGGGUCAUGUUUGCGUCACUUCAGUCAGAGUGUGUAUGAAAUAAAGGGCUGGGUCGAGGGCUUUUAUAUCCUAAAGUAAAUCACUUAUUUUACCUUCGCUGGCUACGUCGCUUUGUUGACCUGUGCUUUCUGAUGUAAGCAGUUGUUUCAUGUAUUAUACUGAGGUAGGAUUGUGUAUUUGAUAUAUGAACAUGUAUGUUAAGAUUCCAGUGAGGGCGACUGCCGUGUAUCUACUAUACCUUGCUAGCUGAGGAUAAAGUUUGAUGAAAAAUAUUGAAAAAGCGUUUUAUAAAAAAAAGUUGUUUUACCAAAAACAGAAUGUUGUUAUUUAGAGAACAGUCCGCCUACGCUUUUAAAAAAUCUAUUUAAGAAGUUUCUGGUUGUGUGCAUGGAAUGACACUCCUUUCCUAACCCUGACACAAGCACACAACAAGCAGAAGCUAACCGACAGUGCAAAGGCUCAUUAACAGGCCGUAACUACAGGCUCAACUUCUGCUUAUUUUGUAUGAUAAUAACGUAACAGGGGAGGUUCAUGUGUUGGGGUUGUCAGUUUUUUUACUAAAUAUAUUGUGAGCUUUGAUUUUACAGGAUGUGACUUCCUGUUUUAAAUGAACGAUGAAUGAUUUACUGCGAUACUGUGGAUUGUCCAGGUGUGGAAAGUAAAGUUCAGCUUCAAAACUAAACACAUUGAAACAGGAGUAAUCCCUGUAGCCUGUAGGAUUGUCUUUAAAGGGACAGUUCACCCUGAAAUCAAAAAUACAUAUUUUGUCCCUUACCUGUAGUGCUGUUUAUCAGUCUGGAUUGUUUUGGUGUGAGUUGCCGAGUGUUGGAGAUAUUGGCAGUAGAGAUGUCUGCCUUAUUUCCGAUAUAAUAGAACUAGAUGGAACUCGGCUUUUGGUGCUGCAAAAAACUACAUUUGAAAAACUCAACAUCAGUGUCUCUUUCCAGAAAUCAUGACCUGGUUACUCAAG
Epinephelus moara (kelp grouper) is the source of this 5522-nucleotide messenger RNA. Its product is annotated as A-kinase anchor protein 2. Gene Ontology annotation, cellular component: membrane. NCBI's taxonomy places the organism in Eukaryota, Metazoa, Chordata, Actinopteri, Perciformes, Serranidae. Gene Ontology annotation, biological process: regulation of cell shape. The record is from RefSeq and is a predicted model, not a curated record. The transcript is spliced from 14 exons. Bases 318 to 3491 code for a protein of 1057 amino acids.